AAUGUACGGAUCAAUUAAAUACUGGAUUGAAGCGGAAAUACAAAGGCCCUUGUUCACUAUGAAUAAUAAGAUUAAGACAAAACUUAAUGUGGAUGUACCACUUGUUUGCAACGACCUAAUGUUGCCGCUGAAAUUAAGUGCCCAAAAAAGUGACUUUUUAUUUGAUAAUAAUGGUUCAAUUCGUAUGGAUGCCAAGAUUGAUAGACGCGCAUAUUAUCCAGGCGAGUUUGUGGUCUUUCACUGCAAUGUUAUCAACCAGUCGUCCACACGAGUCAUACCCCGAGUGACUCUCAGACAAACCCAGACUUAUUUAAUGAGAAAGAAAAAUAAAACCAAAAUAAGACAAAACACACAUUAUGAAAUCAAAUGCCAACGAAUGGAGGGAUUGCCUACAGAAGCCGGAUCUAGUUCCACUCAGACAUUUCAAGUACCCAUUCCGAUUGGUAUUGCCAUAUCAGUGAACAGUCCCAUACUAGAAGUUUCAUAUGACUUACACCUUACUGUUGACAUCCCAUCAGCCAUUGAUCUACACUUGGAUCUACCCAUUAUGAUCACCACUAAAAAUGUUGUUAAUCAAUAUAAGCCAUAUAACUCUGAAUAUAAAAUGACAUAGAAAUCAAAACUUUAUAAGAAUUCUUCAUAAGUGUAACUAUUAUUCAAAUCAGU
Molecule: messenger RNA, 666 nt
Organism: Oppiella nova
Lineage: Eukaryota; Metazoa; Arthropoda; Arachnida; Sarcoptiformes; Oppiidae
Source: the annotation of a GenBank genome assembly